Messenger RNA from Hyposmocoma kahamanoa, 3707 nucleotides. RefSeq lists its product as uncharacterized. Bases 153 to 2936 code for a protein of 927 amino acids. Lineage: Eukaryota; Metazoa; Arthropoda; Insecta; Lepidoptera; Cosmopterigidae. The record is from RefSeq and is a predicted model, not a curated record. The transcript is spliced from 4 exons.
UGAAUGAGACAGUAGCUCACGACGGUAUACAACCUAACACGGACGUUUCUAUCGUGGGAUGUUCAGAAAAGAAAACUCUUAAACGUACGAGAUGUGGAAGCAUAAGUAACGAUAAGAAUGCUAAAAGAUUUUCCGUAUCUGACAGCAGUGAUAUGACAGAAAUAGAAUUUAUUUCAAAUUAUGAUGAAAAGAAAUGUGCUAGAUCAACACCGUACAAAGGAAGAAAAUAUUUUGAUUCUUACUACUCUGCCACUAAUAACAAAAUUGCAGAGUUAGAGAAAAAUGACGAUACGCUUCGUCAUAGGAUGCUUAGUUUAAUCAACGUCGAUAGAAGCGAAGAUAUAAAUAAAGUGCAGGCUAGUAGCAAGGUAGAAGAGCCGCAUGAAACAAAAGAGAAAAAGAGUGACAAGAACAGACGUAAGCAAGUAAAAGAUAAAGGAAAGCAACCAGUGGACGAAGAAAAAUGUACUACAAUAAUGGGAAACGAAAAGUCGUACUACAUUGAAAAAUGCGAUGCUCUAAAUUUAAAUAAAGAACAAAAUUACAAACAUUCAUCAUCAUCACACACACAGUUUGCAUUAGACUCACCAACUAUAACUACUACUAAUAUAGGUAGUACCACUGCAAAAACAAAACUGAUUGCAUGGAUAGAGCAAAGUUAUAAACAGUACAAGCAGCGUUUGGACAGUGGUCUUGUCAAGAAUACGUUAGAUCCACCGAAACAUGGAAAAGUAGCUCUAUAUCCUUGGAGUUUUAUACUGAGUCGGUACAGAGAACGUAAAAACUUAUUCAUGAUAUCUAAACAAGGACCUUAUAGAAUAUUUAUGGCUGUUGAUACGAAUAACGAAUUUUUCGUGAACUGUACGAAUAUAGAUGAUAUAAGAUUUGCUGAUUUACAUAAAUACCCGCUCACAAUCAAGAACUUGCUAACCAAUGCUACAAAUGAAUUGAAAGACGAUUUUUGUAUUCUGUGUGGCUUGUCUCACUGCUGGGAACUAAUUGGAUCAGUAUCAAAAGUAAAAGAAAAUGAGACAAGUCGAACGGAAUCGAAGACAGAAUCAAAGUCGAUUUCUGAUUCAUUGUUAAUAAGUGAUAAUGAAACAACAGAUCAUAAUAUGGACGACUGUGACAAAGAAGCUGCUCCUACCACAACGAAUGAAGAAUUGCAAGAAAAAUCAACUACAGACAGUCAAAAUAGCCCUAAGAAUUCGAAAUGGUUUGUUAUGACGGUGGAAAAUGAUUUUACCGAAAUUCAGUUUUAUAAAAGAGGCUUUUUCGUGAAAUAUGAAAGCAUUUUAAAAGCUAUUAAUGUUGCCAGGCUGUCUGGGAAAACUGUGCGACUGUCUGCUCAAAAGUGUCCCGAAAAGAAUAGUACGCCCCAGUUUGGCAUAUAUGCAAUCCCAGAUUCAAGCGAGCAUUGUGUUUUUGUAGGCCCUUACGAUGUCAGUGAAUGUUUGGGUAUAGACACUGUACGUACUUUAAUAGAUGUAAGGAAGAAUACCAAUUUAACGAGAGGUAUUUGGAUCACCACUAAGGCAGAUGAUAAUAUCAAAGUUAUCGAAAAUCCUUUAGCAUUCAUGCCAUCAAAAGAUGGUUCACAUGACACUGUUAUAGUAUCGUUACCUCGUGAUGAGACAGUCCAAAGCUCCGCUGAAAAUUCUUCGAAUCAAACUUCGAAAAGUAAUGUUUCAGUGCGUGAAAAGUCAGACAUUUCUGUACAUGAAAAGUCAAAUAUUUGUAAAACAGUUAAACCGAUAAAAAUACGCAAGACUGAUGGAUUAUACCACCUGGCUUCAAAAGACUUACUGAAACAGAUUAACAAUCCACAAUUAUUGCAAACAAACGAUCCAUUGCUUAACAAUGUGUUAAAUAAAAAUGAAUCAGCUGUUCUGACGCCUUUAUAUCUUCCAUCAUCAUCGAGUGUUACUUUACCCUCUUUACUAAAAAAAUCAACCAUAACGAGCCGUGAUGUCUGUCCAGCUGAUCCGCCUCCACUUAUCGAGAAUAAGAAGCCCGUUGCUGAAAUAGCACCUCAAAUAAAAAUCGUCGAAGUGUAUUCCGAAGCCAGUGCUACAAUUACUCCUGUCAAACAACCGGAACGUGGAAUGUUUGUUUUGAAACCUGAAGAAAUAAACAAGCGCCUUAUGGAGAAUAAAUUGAAUUGUACUACACCAGUUUACCCUAUACAAAAAGUAGAAGAUAUGGACCAAGACAUAGAAAAUUUCCUUGCCACAUCUGCUGAGUACAUUCCACCAAACGCUGAAAUAUUUGAGAUUUCGGAUGAUGACGAAGGUAGUUCUACUCACAAUGUUUGGAAAGACGUAUGGAUAGAGUGCAGAAAUAUUGAUAAUUUGGGUUUGAUAAAAGGGAGACUCAACGCUGAGAACGAGUUGAGUUUCGAAUUUCCUGGAUUCAAAUUCACAGAUUUUUAUUCUGAGGAGGAAGCAUUUACUAAAAUUAACCAGGUCUUCUCACGGAAAAUAUACGUUCCAAAAAACAUUAAUAUCGAAUGGCAUGUCGUGGAAUCGGAAACCGACCUGAAGACAACAAAUUUCUUGAAAUCGGAAGAUCUUGGCAUCGAUUUUGUGUUAACGAAACGUGGACUUCGCCAUAAAAGGGAUUUAAUAGCAAAUACAAAAAACGCUAAAACCGAAAUGAUGAAAACGAAUUCUGGUUCCUCAGUCGGAAAGGGGAAAAAAAUGUCCGCCGACGAUAUGGAUUCCGCCAUCGACGCGUUAAGUAACAUAGAAGAACACGGCAGAACGUUGGAAGAACAAGGUGACAAUCUUAUGACCGAGAUCGCUAAAACUAGCGAGUACUUCCGAUCAAUUACCGACGUAUCCGAUUUUCCCUAUGACCGCCGCGAGAGAAUGAUGGAAACAUUGCAAAAUAUUAUGUCAGUAACAGAUACGGCCGAUGAACUAACUAAUACAUGAAGAUUAACGAUAGUAUCGAAAGUAUCGGCAAUGCUGUUUAUUAAUGUCUAGUGCCUGAGACGGCAUUAUGGCUACUAACGCUUAGUUAGUUAUCUAAGAUAAGACUAUAUUAACUACCUACUAUAUAUGUAUGCAUAUAUUUCAUGUCCAGUUGCCAGCGUGAAAUACCGAUCACGCUGACAUUCUAGACACUAGCAAGUUAGAGUACCUUCUAGCAAUGACUGUUUAUAUUGCUAGUCAAAUUUUAAAUACGGUGAGGAUGAUGAUGGUAAAUACGGUGUUGAAAUUAUGUUGAUGCUGGAAUGCGGCAUACACUUCAGAUCUCAGAUUCUGAUGAAAAGAUUUGUGAACACCAUUGACUUACAAAUAAAUGGACGACGGGUCUAAUACAAAAACCACGAAAAAAAUGGCCCAAGUCAACCUAUUCGAAAUUUAAAUUGUAAUGUCAUCGCAGUAUCGCGCUGUCAGUCGAACAAAUGAAGACUAAAGCGGAGUUUGGCGCUCUGUAUACUAUUUGAGCGCCUUACAAGAGUGUAAGUAUAAUUGUAAGUCAAUGGUGAACACUAAUCGAUUAUGUCCUAUGUGCGUGCAGCGGCGGUGUAUAAUCGUUUUUAUCUACUUACAACAAUUAUAAAGAGAAUUACAUUGUAACUUUCGUGCUUUUCAUGAAUAUUGAUUUAUAGGUAUUGUUAUGAAAACAAGUGUGGAAAUUUAUGUACGUAAUGAUUUAUGUUUGUUUCGCUAAUCCGUGUAAGUUAGAGCAAAAAGUUU